Messenger RNA from Cooperia oncophora, 390 nucleotides. NCBI's taxonomy places the organism in Eukaryota, Metazoa, Nematoda, Chromadorea, Rhabditida, Trichostrongylidae. The record is from the annotation of a GenBank genome assembly.
AUGCACAGGCAGAAGAAGCCAGCGCCUGUGGUCCGAGUCUCUGAUCUUGGCUUAGCCUGUGACUUUUCAAAAAAGAAACCCCAUGCCAGUGUCGGUACUCAUGGCUACAUGGCACCAGAAGUGCUUGCUAAAGGUGUAGCAUAUGAUUCAUCAGCUGACUGGUUCUCUCUAGGAUGUAUGCUUUAUAAACUAUUAAAGCUGCCUAACGAAGGCCUGUCUCCAGACUGUCGUGACCUUUUGGAAGGACUGCUGAAACGAGAUGUGCCAGACAGACUUGGAUGCAAGGAGCGAGGCGUCAAUUUCCGACAGUUUUCGUACUUUACAAAGUUUUGUUUGGAUAUUCCUCAGUACUGGGAAGCUCAUUUUGUUCUACAGACCUGUCGGAAGUGA